Messenger RNA from Spea bombifrons (plains spadefoot toad), 699 nucleotides. RefSeq names its product claudin-8-like. NCBI's taxonomy places the organism in Eukaryota, Metazoa, Chordata, Amphibia, Anura, Pelobatidae. The record is from RefSeq and is a predicted model, not a curated record. Gene Ontology annotation, biological process: cell adhesion; bicellular tight junction assembly. Gene Ontology annotation, cellular component: bicellular tight junction; plasma membrane. Gene Ontology annotation, molecular function: structural molecule activity. Bases 1 to 699 code for a protein of 232 amino acids. The transcript has a single exon.
AUGGCCCGAUUCUUGGUUCAAGUCCUCGGUGUGAUAUGUGGGGGUAUUGGAAUGAUUCUAACCUGGAUGAUCACAUUCAUGCCACAGUGGAGGGUGUCUCUCUUUUACGAAAACAACGGACUGAAUUACAAUCGUGUCGAUGGAGUUUGGAUCAGUAGGUGGGAUGGGCUAUGGUCCACUUGCAUCAGUCAAGUGAGGGGCACAGUAACUUGUAACAGCUAUGAGUCCAUGGUCUCGGUCACAUCUGACUUAAAAGCCGGAAGAGUUUUGGUGGGUUUCGCCCUCACAAAAGCAGUAAUAGCUUUUAUAUUUUCUGUCGUUGGCAUGUCGUUCACUCGUUGUCAUGAAGAAGGUAGACAUGGAAAGAACUGCAUGCUCUUAACAGCUGGAAUCCUGUACAUUUUGAGCGUUGUCCUCAUCUUUAUUCCAGUGACCUGGACAACAAACAACAUUGUUCGACAAGCUUAUGAUUCUGCUGUAUGCAGUGGAGCGGUGAGGAUUGAACUGGGAGAGGCUCUAUUCUUGGCUUGGCCCACCAUGGUGUUCCUACUCAUUGGGGGAAUAAUUAUGUGCUGGCUUUGCCCAUGUCAAAGAGAGCAUAUUGAAUACAUACCACCUAAAGACCAAGAGAUGGAAUGCAGAGUAAUUCACCCAGAAAAAGAAUUACCAAGAUGCCAUGCCAGGGCUGAGUAUAUCUAA